CCUCUACCAACAUCAACAGGACGUCAGCCCCACACGCUGUUACUCCCACAUCCUCCUCCCACCCAUCCCCAUCGGGUGUUAACAUCUCCACCUCUGAGAGUCCGAUCUCCUUUCCAACGUUCACCAAUCUUUUCGAGCACCUUCAGGUGUCACUAACGAGCUCCACCCACAAGUACAGCGAGUCAGCGGAUGUCAACCCUGCAAGCCCACACCCCAACGCGUCUUCCGAAGCAAGCCUCGGAUUAGAAGACCCCGCCCUCUCCGACACCGGCUCCGUGAUGAACGAAAUAUUCAACCCCGCCGGGACUGUCAACACGUUUCAAACACUGACGGAUUCGAUCAGUUCAAAUCCCGCUCAGAGACAAAAUACACAACAGCUUGAAACAUCGCCAAGGAAAGAUCCGAAUACUCUAAAUAUUGAACAUCUCUCCCAUUCCGACCAAACUAACAUGACGACACAAUCGACUUCACGUUUUGAACAACUGACACGAAGCAGAUUCCAACCGGGUGACGUCACCACAUGGCAGAUAGGCUCAACGGCGUCUCAGCGCAGAGAUUGGCCAGCCACGGCCUCGGGGAAAGGCGAAGACUUCGGAAACAGCUUUCUGUCACUGUCACAAACUUCCGAAGAGCCCACAUUUUCAGAAACAACUUCGGGGGAAUCCUCAGGGUCGAGCAAUAUAGAACACAACGGUACAAAUGAAACGUC
This is a messenger RNA of Lymnaea stagnalis (great pond snail), 709 nucleotides long. Lineage: Eukaryota; Metazoa; Mollusca; Gastropoda; Lymnaeidae. The record is from the annotation of a GenBank genome assembly.